CCUUGUAUACCCACCUACUACAUAUUCGAAUAAAUCUAUUGUUUAGUAAAAAAUAUAGGCUAUGUGGCAGAUGCCAAAUGUCCAUCUAUUUUAAAAGACUACAGUUCCCAUGUGAUAAAAAGUGUGCUCUAAAUUAUGACGUUCACACAACCCACUCAGGUAGCGAAUUUUUGCGGUGACUGCACAGUUUGAACACGCGCCAUGUUGAGUGGAAACAAAAGGUGUCAAUCCCACUGCUCGGUUGCUGGUUAAAUAACAUAGCUAGCAAAAAAAUUAAAUAAGAAACGAGUAUGAGAAGGGAAUUUUGGCGGGGCUGAUUGUACUUGCUGGAGGUUGUUACAAUGUCCCUUCAGGUGUCGUUGGGUCGGGAGACACCCAAGCACUAUGGGAUCACUUCUCCUAUCAGCUUGGCCCAAGCCAAGGAGUCUGACCUGGUCCUCACACACAGGCUGACUGAGGCCCUGAAACCAUACGGGGUGUUCGAAGAGGAGCUGGAACUACAGCGCAGAAUACAUGUGUUGGGGAAACUAAACACACUGGUGAAGGAAUGGAUCCAUGAUGUCAGUGAGACAAAGAAUCUGCCUGCCUCAGUGAUUGACACUGUUGGAGGGAAGAUAUUCACGUUUGGCUCCUACAGGUUAGGAGUUCACACUAAAGGGGCAGACAUUGACGCCCUGUGUGUUGCUCCUCGCCAUGUGGAGAGAACAGACUUCUUCUCCUCGUUCCUGGACAAGCUGAAGCAGCAGGAGGAGGUCAAGGAUUUGAGGGCUGUUGAGGAGGCAUUUGUCCCGGUGAUAAAGCUGUCUUUCGACAGCAUUGAGAUUGACAUCCUUUUUGCCCGGUUAGCGUUGCAAACCAUCCCAGAGAGUCUGGACCUCCGAGAUGACGGACUGCUGAAGAACCUUGACAUCCGCUGCAUCAGGAGUCUCAAUGGUUGCAGAGUUACAGAUGAGAUCCUUCAUCUUGUACCCAACAUCGAAAACUUCAGACUGACUCUGAGGACCAUCAAGCUGUGGGCUAAACGUCAUAACAUCUACAGUAACAUCCUGGGCUUCCUGGGUGGCGUGUCCUGGGCCAUGCUGGUAGCCAGGACCUGCCAGCUCUACCCCAACGCUGUGGCCUCCACCCUCGUACACAAGUUCUUCCUCGUCUUCUCUAAGUGGGAAUGGCCCAACCCUGUUCUCCUGAAGCAGCCAGAGGACUGCAACCUCAACCUGCCUGUCUGGGACCCCAGGGUGACCCCCAGUGACCGGUACCACCUGAUGCCCAUCAUCACACCAGCAUACCCCCAGCAGAACUCCACCUACAACGUCUCCGCCUCCACACGGGCCGUCAUGGUGGACGAGUUCAAACAGGGUCUGGCAAUUACAGAUGAAAUAUUGCAGAAUAAAGCAGAGUGGGCCAAACUAUUUGAAGCACCAAACUUCUUUCAGAAAUACAAGCAUUAUAUUGUGUUGCUAGCAAGCGCCCCCACCGAGAAGCAGCACCUGGAGUGGGUUGGUCUGGUUGAGUCUAAGAUCAGGAUCCUAGUGGGGAACCUGGAGAAGAAUGAGUUCAUAACGUUGGCUCAUGUCAACCCCCAGUCAUUCCCUGGACCCAAGGAAAGUCGGGAGAAAGAGGAGGUCAGCACCAUGUGGGUGAUAGGGGUCAUCUUUAAGAAGAUGGAGGCAUCAGAGAACCUCAACGUUGACCUGACAAUUGACAUCCAGUCCUUCACUGACACGGUGUACCGCCAGGCGAUGAACAGCAAGAUGUUUGAGGCGGACAUGAAGAUCCAGGCCAUGCAUGUGAAGAAGAGACAACUACACCAGCUACUGCCCAACCUGGUCAUGCCCAGACGCAGGAAGCACUCUACAGAGGGGCUUCGUCAGAUGAAUGACAGUAGUCUGGACCUAUCGCUGGACAGUGACAACAGCAUGUCAGUGCCCUCACCCACGGCUGUGCCAGCUGCUGUGCCCAUGUCGACCCCAGUGAAGAGUGGCCCACUAGGUCCCCCUCCCAGCCCUAUCGCGGCUGCAGCCAGCCAGCCAGAGGUCCCAGCUUCCACUAUGGGUCCGCCAGCUGUGAAAAGACCUGGUUCCCCUAUGCAGGAAGAGAGGAAGAGGAUCAAAUCAGACGCAGAGGAGUCAGCCGCUGAGAGACAGCCUUCAGGAGACCCAGUCCCCAGCAGCCAGACCCCCUCUCCUCCCGCCACCAUGGGUGCCCCAGCGGCCCCCCAGACCCCCUCUCCUCCCGCCACCUUGGGUGCCCCAGCGGCCCACAAGACCCUCUCUCCUCCCCCCACCGUGGGUGCCCCAGCGGCCCACAAGACCCCCUCUCCUCCCCCCACCUUGGGUGCCCCAGCAGCCCACAAGACCCCUGACCAGGAGGUGCUGGAAGAGGAGAGCCCUGAGGAGCACCAGAUGGAGGAGGACUCCUCCGUAGUCCCAGAGACGAAGAGGACGGAGGAUAGUGCUGCAGCUACCUCUGUGGAGGCAGAGGUCAACGAGGACAAUAUAUCUGAGGAGAUGGCUGCUUCUGAAGGGGAAGUGAAGAUGGAGGCAGACAUUAAGAGAAUUGUCAGUGCGGAUCUGUCAGACGUGCCUCUCUUGCCAGCCAACCACAUUCCAGUGGUGAAGAACUCCAUCAAGCUUCGUCUCAGCAGAUAGGAGAGGACAGACGCACCUACCCAGCCACUUCGCCCCCCCCAACCCCUGAACGCUACGGUGGAUGUCCUAAUGUACCUACUUGUCUUCCGCCACCGAAUGCCCACAGUACUGCAGACAGACGGAUAGACAGACAGGGCGGACGCACAGGCUACUAGACAGACAGACAGACACAGACAGCGCUCUGUCGACCAGGGACAUUGUCAGUUGACAUGCAGGGCGUAGCUUCAACUAUCUUCACAAGAGGGCGAUGUUACCCUUCUGCUGGAUUCUCCCAGGCAGCGUCCAACCUUACUGGUUCAAUUAAAGGGUAAAAGUUGUCCCAUAGGCACAGAUCUAGGAUCAGCUCACCUUCCCCUGUGUCUUCACCUUAACCAUUUGAGGGGAAAAUACAAAACUGUCCCUAGAUCAGCGUUGAGGCAUCUUCAUCCUACUUCUUCCAGAGCUACUGGAAGGAGUAGGAUGUUGCACAAAGAUGUCACAGUGACUCUGCAGACAGAUGUGCUCACAUACGCCAGUUCUAAUCUGUUAUUUACUGUCUUCUAUAACAGGUUAUAGACGACUGACUACAGGUUAUGUCUGCAUCCCAAAUAUCAUCCUAUUCACUAUAUCAGGGGUAUUCAACUCUUACCCUAUGAGGUCCGGAGCCUUG
Molecule: messenger RNA, 3297 nt
Organism: Coregonus clupeaformis (lake whitefish)
Lineage: Eukaryota; Metazoa; Chordata; Actinopteri; Salmoniformes; Salmonidae
Product: poly(A) polymerase beta
Exons: 20
Coding region: 342-2648 (768 amino acids)
Cellular component (GO): nucleus
Molecular function (GO): RNA binding; poly(A) RNA polymerase activity
Source: RefSeq, a predicted model, not a curated record